Triticum dicoccoides is the source of this 1932-nucleotide messenger RNA. RefSeq names its product L-type lectin-domain containing receptor kinase SIT2-like. The transcript is spliced from 3 exons. Gene Ontology annotation, molecular function: protein kinase activity; carbohydrate binding; ATP binding. NCBI's taxonomy places the organism in Eukaryota, Viridiplantae, Streptophyta, Magnoliopsida, Poales, Poaceae. The coding region runs from base 1 to 1932 and encodes 643 amino acids. The record is from RefSeq and is a predicted model, not a curated record. Gene Ontology annotation, biological process: protein phosphorylation.
AUGCAGUCUAUGCUAGCCCUUGGUCUGCUCCUGCUGCUGAGCAUCCACGCAGAGAUGGCCUUGGCGGCGGAAGACGGCCAGUUCGCCUACCAAGGCUUCGCGACGGCGAACCUUACGCUGGAUGGCCUCGCCGGUGUCACGCCCAACGGCCUCCUGCUGCUCACCAACACGGAGACCCUGGGAAAGGGCCAUGCCUUCCACCCUGCUCCACUCCGCUUCCUCCAAACUUCCACGAGCAGCACCGCCAUGGCGCGGUCCUUCUCCACGUCCUUCGUGUUCGCCAUUACUUCCAACUACGAUGGGCUGACCAGCUAUGGCAUUGCGUUCGUGGUCGCUCCAACCUUGAACCACUCAGCAUCGAGCGGCGAGCAGUACCUGGGCCUCCUCAACACAAUAAACGGCACGGCGAGCGACCCCAUCUUGGCGGUCGAGCUCGACACCAUCAUGAACGUCGAGCUCCACGACAUCGACAGCAAUCACCUCGGCAUCGACGUCAACAGCCUCAUCUCACGGCAGGCCAGCCCGUCUGGGUACUACAACAACGAGAACGGGGCCUUUCAAGAGCUGAGGCUCAAUAGCCGCCGACCGAUGCAGGUGUGGGUAGACUACGAUGCCCAGUCUAGCCGACUCAACGUGACAUUAGCACCCGUCCAAGUACCAAAGCCCAGGAAUCCUUUACUCUCUGAAGUCAUUGAUCUCUCCACUGUCAUGGCGGACACGAUGUACAUUGGUUUUUCGGCGUCCAGAGGUUAUGGCCUAGGCAUGCGCCACUAUGUCCUUGGAUGGAGCUUCAGCAUGGACGGGGCUACCCCGCUGCUAGACAUCUCCAAGCUACCCACCCUGCCAUGCAUGGGUCCCCAGUCUCGCUCCAAGAUGUUGGAUGUCGUGUUGCCACUGGUCGCGGCUUUGCUUGUCAUUGCAGUGCUAGCCAUGAUCUUCUUCUUCUUCUUGUGGCGUCGGCGCCAAUUCACGAAGGUGCAAGAAGAUUGGGAGGACGAGUUUAGCCCACAUCGUUUUGCAUACAAGGAUAUAUUUUAUGCCACUGAGGGGUUUUCAAGUAGGAAUUUACUUGGUGUAGGAGGAUUUGGAAGAGUGUACAAAGGAGUGCUUUCUGCCUCCAAUCUGGAGGUUGCGGUGAAGAGAGUGUCACAUGAUUCGAAACAAGGACUAAGAGAGUUCAUUGCUGAGGUGGUGAGCAUUGGUCGUCUCCGCCACCGGAAUCUUGCACAGUUACUAGGCUAUUGCCAUCGAAAGGGUGAACUUCUCUUGGUUUAUGACUACAUGGAAAAUGGUAGUCUUGACAAAUACUUGUACAAUGGAAACAAGCCAACUCUACAAUGGUCUGAGAGGUAUCGAAUCAUCAAAGGUGUUGCAUCAGGUUUGUUGUAUCUUCAUGAGGAAUGGGAUCAAACCGUCAUCCAUAGAGAUAUAAAGGCUAGCAACGUGCUCUUGGACAAUCAGUUGAAUGGGUGGCUAGGUGAUUUUGGUCUAGCAAGGUUAUAUGACCAUGUCACGGUUGCUAAAACAACACAUGUGGUGGGCACCAUGGGAUACCUUGCACCCGAAGUUAUACGCACUGGGAAGGCAACACCCUUAACCGAUGUGUUCUCAUUUGGCGUUUUUCUCCUAGAGGUCGCAUGUGGGCGCAGGCCAAUUAGCAUCAGUAAGGAUGUCACACAAAUAGUGUUGGUCAACUGGGUGCUUGAACGUCACCGCAAGGGCUCAAUUCUCGACGCGGUAGAUCCACGGCUCAUGGGGAAUUUCAACAUAGAGGAAGUCACUCUCGUGCUCAAAUUAGGUUUAUUAUGCUCCUACCCAUCAUCCAGUGCAAGGCCUAGCAUGCGGAAGAUCGUGCAAUACUUGGACCAUGGCCAAUCAGUUCCCGACCUGUCUCCAACCUACAUGAGUUACAACACUUUAGCAAUGAUGUAG